This is a messenger RNA of Anopheles maculipalpis, 2180 nucleotides long. Its product is annotated as oxidative stress-induced growth inhibitor 1-like. Bases 60 to 2180 code for a protein of 706 amino acids. Lineage: Eukaryota; Metazoa; Arthropoda; Insecta; Diptera; Culicidae. The record is from RefSeq and is a predicted model, not a curated record. Gene Ontology annotation, molecular function: oxidoreductase activity. The transcript has 5 exons.
AAGACGCGUUUAAGUGUUUUGCUAAGUGGAGCGGAAAAUCGGCUAUACAAAAUCACAAAAUGAAGGAUAUCUACAGUAAGGGAAAUCUGCUGCAGAAGGACGCCAUCUACAAGGAUGUGGUCGUUAUUGGCAAUGGACCAAGCGGUAUAUCGCUGUCGUACAUGCUGGCCGGACACUGGCCCUACUGGGUACCGGAGAAGGCAGAGAAGCAUCCGGAUGAGCUGCUUCGAGCACGGCUAAAUUACUAUGAUUCCAAAAAAAGUUUGAUCGAGCACGAUCUGUUCAGUUUGGCCGAUGGAUUGGAAGGACGAAGCACAAAUCCUGUGUCACUGUUGUUGGACAGUUUGCAGCAUCCGUGUGCCGAUUUGGGGAUGGAUCUACCUUCAAUGGUCGAGUACCGCUAUCAUCCCGAAAAAGAGAUCGACCAUCUUGUACUGGGACGUGGACCACCCGGCGGUUCCUGGCAUCGGAUGGAUCCGAACCUGCGCACACUAUCGCUGGCCGCCUGGAUGUCACUGCCCGGUUUACCGUUCGCGGAAUGGGAAUCACGCCAUCCGCCGGUGGAAGCUGCCGACGAAUCGGUUGCCCAACCGCUGUGCGCACGGUGUAACGAGCUGGCAAAGCGCACCAAGCGUAACGGACAGAAAGUGCCCUUAAUCAAGUGUAGCAAAUGUUAUCGCAAUGGAACGCACACGGACGGAAACAAUAACACGAGCGGCGGUACGGAAGGAAAUGCCAUCCCUGGCGAGCAGCACGGUGACGGUGGUAAGGUGGUGGCCGUACUGGAUGAACGGAGUGGCAAGGUGAACGUAAAGCUGCUCUAUCCUCCGCGACGAAAUCUUUCGCUGAAGCGGCAAGUUUCGAAGGAGGUGGAAACGCGCGCAUUGAUAUCUAGCGUCGCGAAGUACUACGAAAGCUAUGUGACGGAAAUGGGCUUGGAGCGGUACUUUAUGAACGAAACGAUCGUUACAACGGUGGUGCCAUUGGAUGGGAAGUGUGAGGUGGGUCUUCCGGAACGGUUCCGGAAGGGCCGGUGGAUCGUUGCUGGCUUCAACCGAACGACAAACAAGCGGUUUACGAUCGUGUGUAACAAUCUUGUGCUAGCGAAUGGUGCUUCCGAUCUCGCCAAUCGAUUGGGCGUUAAGGGAGAAGGUUUGGAGAUGCCAUGGGUGAAGUAUGAAUUGCCACACCUGGAACGAGCGUUGGAAAAGUACGAUGAUCACGCCCGCACACAACUAAAACCGGUGCUGAUCGUUGGAGCAGGACUUAGCGCAGCUGAUGCUGUCACCAUUUGUCGUUCUUCCGGAAUUCCUGUAGUUCACGUGUACCGCAACCGAACGGCCGGAUUAGAUAAGAUGCUACCCGGAAACGUUUACCCAGAGUACCACGAAGUGCAUAAAAUGAUGAAGGAUUCAAAUCGGAAGCAUGAACUCUACACUCCGCUGCCUGAGCAUACGAUAGUGGAUCUAGCGAUCGGAGGUGAUUCACGGCGCGUUACAGUACAACACCUGAAGACAGGCGAACGACGUGAGCUAGAUGUAUCCUACUGUGCAAUACUGAUCGGUUCACGGCCCGAUCUUCGAUUCAUCUCGUCGAUAACGGGAGCAAAGGGUACGAACCAAUCGUCGGAUGGAGCAAGUCCCUUAGCUAUUCCUGUGCCCUGCAUCGAAUCGGAAACGGAGGAUGAAACGGCUCUGAAACAUUGCUUCGGUCGACAACCCGCGCAACCCCUAACGAUGUGGAUGUUUACAGAGCAACUGCUUUCCUCGUGUCUCGGCCGGCAGCUGUACUGGCUUAAGAAUAUGUGUGCCAAAUGCAAACACAUCAAUCUCACCGAUAAACCCCGCCACAAGCUGCAGCAUCAGCAGCAGCAACAGUACAACGUACUCAGUACGACCCUCGUCGGUGGUCAGUGCGGGCACCAUCAGCAUCAGGAUGAGAAACCUGCCCUAAAUCUAAGCGCCGCCACCGGUAUGGGCCUCGGGGAAGAUCCAGCGAAACCAAUCGACUGCAAAAACAAUCCAAUCGAUGUGGAUAAGUACACGAACGCGGUGCUACGAACACCACACGCCGGACUGUACGCGAUGGGACCACUGGUGGGUGAUAACUUUGUGCGCUUCAUACCGGGCGGUGCACUCAGUAUUACCGCUGCACUGCACAAGCACACCGAAAACGAUUGA